Messenger RNA from Marmota flaviventris (yellow-bellied marmot), 186 nucleotides. RefSeq names its product keratin-associated protein 20-2-like. The record is from RefSeq and is a predicted model, not a curated record. NCBI's taxonomy places the organism in Eukaryota, Metazoa, Chordata, Mammalia, Rodentia, Sciuridae.
AUGAGCUGCUACUAUGGCAACUACUAUGGUGGGCUGGGCUAUGGUUACGGUGGCCUAGGCUGUGGCUAUGGCUGUGGCUAUGGUGGCUAUGGCUAUGGUGGCCUAGGCUGUGGCUAUGGUGGCUAUGGUUAUGGAUGCUGCCGCCCACUCUGCUACAGAAGAUACUAUUCCUAUGGCUUCUACUGA